UUUAAAGGGAAUUUGGAAAGGGGGAACAAAAUUAAAGGGGGAAAAAAGUUUAAAAGUUAAGGGAAAGGAGGAGAAAACUUUAAAGAGAAAAAUUGAAGAGGGAGCUAGUUUUUAUUUUUAAUUUUUUUUUUAAGAGGAGGAAAAAAAAAUAAUUGAGGGAGAGAAAAAAAAAAUACUAAUUGCGAAGAGCUUGAUCCGGGAGAACAAUACUCGCCGGGAAAGUUGCUGCGCGGCGGGGAGGGAGCGGCGGGAGGAAAAUGCCGCAGCUGGGCAGCGGCGGCGGGGACGACCUGGGCGCCACGGACGAGAUGCUGGCCUUCAAGGACGAGGGCGAGCAGGAGGAGAAGAUCCCCGAGAACGCCUUCACCGAGCGCGACCUGGCCGACCUCAAGUCCUCGCUGGUGAACGAGUCGGAGGGCAGCGGCAGCCCGGCCGCGGCCGCCGCCGAUGCCGAGGCCCUCCGGCGAGUGCAGGAUCCGCAGAGGGUGUACCAGGAGAAGCUCCCGGACCACAUGGAUGAUGCAGGUAUGAAACAUCAGGACCCAGGGAUGUAUAAAGGAUCUGCCUAUUCUGGUUACCCUUUCCUGAUGCUCUCAGAUCCGUAUCUGCCCAAUGGAUCUAUGUCACCUCUGUCCAACAAAGUUCCCGUGGUGCAGCCAUCGCACGGAGUGCACCCGCUCACCCCGCUCAUCCCCUACAGCAACGAGCACUUCAGCCACGGCUCCCACUCCCCCCACCUGCCUGCUGACAUCAACCAGAAACAAGGAGUGCACCGUCCUUCGCAGACCUCAGACAUCCCUGGUUUCUACCCCCUGCCCCCCGGAGGAGUGGGGCAGAUCACGCCGUCGAUGGGAUGGUUCACUCACCCUCUGAUGCUGGGCUCUGGCAUGCACACCACCGGCAUCCCGCACCCCGCCAUCGUGCCCCACUCUGGCAAGCAAGAGAUGGAGCACUACGACAGAAACAUGAAACCUCAGCCAGAACCAAAGAGAGAGAAGGAAGCCAAGAAGCCCACUAUUAAGAAGCCCCUGAACGCUUUCAUGUUGUAUAUGAAAGAAAUGCGGGCGAAAGUCAUCGCCGAGUGCACCCUGAAGGAGAGUGCUGCCAUCAACCAGAUCCUGGGCAGGAGGUGGCACGCUCUGUCCCGGGAGGAACAGGCCAAGUACUACGAACUGGCUCGCAAGGAACGGCAGCUCCACAUGCAGCUCUACCCCGGCUGGUCUGCCAGAGACAACUACGGGAAGAAGAAGAGACGAACACGGGAAAAGCAGCAAGAUUCCAGCUCAGAUCCUGCCUCUCCUAAGAAAUGCAGAGCUCGCUUUGGCCUCAACCAACAAACGGACUGGUGCGGCCCGUGCAGGAGGAAAAAGAAGUGCAUUCGGUACCUACAAGGAGAAGGACGCUGUGCCAGCCCAGUUUCUUCCGAUGGAAGUGCUAUAGACUCCCCUCCAUCCCCACCGGACGCACUCCGAUGCAUCCCCUCCGCCUUCCCGUCAGAGCAGCUCGCAGCCCCCGCCGACCCCGCGCACCGCGACCAGCCCGACCCCUGCCCCGUGUCCGCGCACCUCCCGCCCGCCUCCGGCCCCUCCAGACCCGGCGCCCGGCGUUGCUCGGCGCCCCCCGCCUACAGCCGCACCUCCUCGGGGACAUAGUCCCUACCUGCCCCCGGACGAGGACCAGAGGCACAGCCAAAUCCCCAUCUCACUGUAAAACAUGCAAAGUUUGGCCACAGGAUGACUUAAGGAUGAUGGAAAACUCACUUGGUUGGGGUUUUUUUGGAGGGGAGGGGUGAUAAAGAUAGAAAAGCAAUUUCAGAAAAAAAAAGGUAAAAAAUAAGUACUUGCCAAAAGUUAAAGUGCUGAUGAGUAAACAAGCCUUUUGUCCCUGCCCUGUGAUGCUUUUUUUUGUUUGUUUGGGGUUUUGUUUUGGUUUCUUUUUUACUGCAUUAUCUCCACGCGUGGCAGAGAGCAGAGCCACAUCCCCAGCUUGCUGCUGUAGGUGGUAGGUGCUGUCAGUCUAACCCUGGCUUCCACUCCCUGCCCUCCGAGCUGCUUCAAAGAGUAGUCACUCACAGAUGUCCCAUAGCCCUUACACCAAGGAGCUGGAAAAGCUGGAAUAGGAAAAUUUUUUUAAAAGCCCAGAUGUCUGAAAAGGAAACAAAGCGAUGCCAGCGUUCUGAUCUGACACGGUAAAACAGAAAUUAAAUAUUUAAAGCAAUGAGGUGAAUUUUUUGAACUUCUUGUUUGAGAACAGGAAGAUGUUGUUUGCAGGUAACAGGUCUCUGUGCAGACAUGUUCCCUUCCAUGGUUGUACAGCAAGGCAGAGGAAAAGGGAGCACCAGCCAGGCAAAGGAGCACGGACUGGC
Molecule: messenger RNA, 2365 nt
Organism: Melozone crissalis (California towhee)
Lineage: Eukaryota; Metazoa; Chordata; Aves; Passeriformes; Passerellidae
Gene: TCF7
Product: transcription factor 7
Exons: 11
Coding region: 258-1652 (464 amino acids)
Biological process (GO): regulation of transcription by RNA polymerase II; canonical Wnt signaling pathway
Cellular component (GO): beta-catenin-TCF complex
Molecular function (GO): DNA-binding transcription factor activity, RNA polymerase II-specific; RNA polymerase II cis-regulatory region sequence-specific DNA binding
Source: RefSeq, a predicted model, not a curated record